Messenger RNA from Cladocopium goreaui, 1463 nucleotides. The record is from the annotation of a GenBank genome assembly. Lineage: Eukaryota; Dinophyceae; Suessiales; Symbiodiniaceae.
GGUGCUGCAGGCAUCAGAAAUGCUGGCGGAUGCUUCCAUUGUGCCUGCGUUUAUUCGGAUGUGUGGUGCCACCUUUGGACACGGAUGUGCCAUGGGCUUGCAGGUGACGCUUCCUGAGACGUUGGUUGUGGGCAAAGGUUGCUUUUUUGCGACAGGCAACAUCCUGACCAGCGUGGAUGUGGACCAGGGCAAGUUCAACGUGCCUUGCAUCACCUACAUGAGUGAUCACACCUUCCUUGGAAAUCACAACCACUUGCCGGAGGGUCUGCCCGAGGGCAGCUUCUGCGGUGUCGGUACUUGGCUUCCGAAGAGGCCCACUGAGCCCAACAUGAGCUACUUUGGCAAUCCUGCCAUGAAGUUCCGUCGACUGAGCAAUCAGGCUGCAGGCAAAGUGAAUCAGGGUCCCGAACCUGCCAGCUGCUUGGCACGUUUCUGGCAUCAUUUUAGCACCAGCAUCUUGGAUGUCUUCCUCUACCGUGGUGUGCAAGGAAGUGUCACGGCUUGUGCCAUGCUGACCAGCCGUCUCCUGUGUCCAAUGAUCACUGCCACUUGGGAGAUUUUCGCACUGCUCUUGGUGUACAUCGCAUUUGCCCUGGUAUCUUGGUACCUCUUCUCAGUUGUCCUGGGCAACCUGUUGUUCCAUGGAUCCACUCCCCACAGCAAUGCGUACUACUCCACGACAGUCACACGUUGGUUCACAGCACUGACGGCCCAGCAACGAGUCUUCAAACUGCCGUUCCAAACGGCUGGCACCAGCUGGCAAGCUCCUGUCUUGCGACUACUUGGAGCACGUGUGGGCAAGCGCUUUUUCUGCAUGAACGAGCUGGUGCUGGUGGAUGCUCCGUUCACGGAAAUCGGUGAUGACGUGACCGUGGACUAUGAUGGACAGGUGAGAUGUCAUUCCUUCGAAGACUUUCGCUUGAAGUUCACCCACUACUCUGUAGGCAACCGGGUGACCAUCAUGUCAGGUGCCAGUGUGGCAAUGUGUCAUGCUGGAGAUGGUGCCGUGUUGCGUCCAGGAAGUCUCAGUUGGAAGGGUAGUAACUUGGAGCCUGGUACUGUGUAUGAGGGUGCUCCUGCUGCAGCAGUGGAUGAUCUUGAGAGGGGUGUGGCUGGUGCUGGUCCUACCCUUCUGCAGGGCAAAGCCAAGCUGCCAGUGGUGAAGAAGUGAGAUCAGAGUGAGAGAGUGAGAUCAAGUUGGAGCAUAGUCUGCAUCUUCUUACUGUGUAAGAGCCACAAAUUUGGUUUUAAAUUUGGCAUGCAUGAACGACAUCCUUUUUGAAGCUAGCUGGCACAUUGUAUAGGCACACUGACAGGCAUUGCCAAUUGCCAGGCUUCAAUUUUGCUGAGUCAGAAGGACUCUACAGCGCCUUGUGCGUUCUCAUCUCUUGUGGCAUCAACGCCCUCGCAAUCCCUUGUCAAGUUUGCUGAGCGUGGAAGCAACGAUGCUUGAACAAAUGGCG